UACCUGGCUGGUUACAUAAGUAGCUGGAAAAAUCAAACAAUGACAUACAACUAGCAAAGACAAUGUGCUUCAUUUUACUCCCCAACCAUCUAUAAUGGCCUUACUAAGAAAAAUAAAAGUAAAAGAAGUAGAAAGAAAGGACCCUACCAUGUGCUAUGAGUGGAAGUUGAAGCUCGUUGUGAUUGUUGAGAAUGAAGUCAAAGCAAGGAAUGAUCUCCCCAUGCUUGAAAUCAUCAUUUCUGUUGCCAGAAUAUUCAAAUCCAAUAUAAUGAACAAUUUCUAUUUAACAGGAUUAGGCUCCAGUAAAUUACUUUUGUAAGCUCAGCAGUUUGAAUUAUUUUCCCCUGUCAGAAUGAGAAAAGGAAAAGAUAAUGGCUGGGAGGACUAGACGUUUCUGCUGCUUCUACUAUACCUAUAUGGUGAUUUCAACUGCAAGUCACGUUUUCGCCUCAACUCUCUAUAGUUCAAAGCAACUGGGAAUGGUGUCAAAUUCUAUGCUGGUACACGUUCUGCUAAUUUUUGCAUGUUUUUUUCCAUCGCUCUUUACUCACAAAUCAGGAGAGCACCAGGAAUUGCUUAAGUCAGGCACAGCAUAAUUAGCUUCUUUUCAUACAGAGAAAAUGGCAAUAGAGCUUCUAUCUUCCAUUUCUUCGCUUGCUUCCCUAUUCUUCGUACUCUCUAUUGUUCCCCAGAUUAUUGCUGAUCUGAACUCUGAUACACAAGCACUUGUUGAUUUUGCUGCCGCUGUCCCACAUAUCCGAAAACUCAACUGGAAUUCUGGCACCUCAAUUUGCGCCUCUUGGUUUGGAAUUAGUUGUGAUUCAAAUGGAACUCGUGUGGUUGCCGUCCAUCUUCCAGGUAUCGGACUCUAUGGACCCAUCCCACCCAACACCUUAGGAAGGCUUGGUGCUCUUAGGAUCCUCAGCCUGCACUCCAACAACCUUAAUGGAAAUCUUCCUGAUGAUGUCCCUUCCAUGCCAUCUCUUCAAUUCUUAUACCUCCAACAUAAUAGUUUUUCCGGUACCUUCCCUCCUUCGCUCCCAGUUCAACUUCAUGUCUUGGAUCUUUCUUUUAACUCCUUUACUGGUAGCAUUCCAUCUACCAUUCAAAAUAUGACACAACUCUCUGCAUUGUACCUCCAAAACAAUUCAUUCUCUGGAGCCAUACCCAAUAUCGACCUCCCAAAACUGAAUAUUUUGAAUUUGAGCUAUAACAACUUUAAUGGCUCAAUUCCUAGCUCCCUUCAGAAAUUCCCUAAUCAUUCAUUUGAUGGAAACUCUCUAUUAUGCGGACCACCACUUGACCCUUGCUCCAAAGUCUCUCCUUCCCCUUCUCCGUCAUCAACUGACUUUUCUAGCUCACCUGCAGACUCUCAAAUCCAUGAUGCUACUCCCAAAAAGAAACUAGGAACAAAUUCUAUAAUUGCUAUAGCAAUUGCGGGAUUUGCAGUGCUGUUUCUCAUAGUUGUAGUCAUCUUGGUCUGCUGUUUGAAAAGAAAAGAUGAAAGAAAAAGUGUGUUGAAAGGAAAAGCUGAGAAUGAUAAGCCAAAGGAUUUUGGAAGUGGUGUGCAAGAGGCUGAGAAGAACAAAUUGUUCUUCUUUGAAGGCUGUUCUUAUACCUUUGAUCUCGAGGAUUUACUAAGAGCCUCAGCUGAAGUUCUUGGCAAAGGGAGCUACGGAACAGCAUAUAAGGCAGUUUUGGAGGAUGGAACAACUGUUGUGGUGAAACGGUUGAAGGAAGUUGCAGUUGGAAAGAAGGAAUUUGAGCAGCAGAUGGAGGUUAUAGGCAGCAUUGGACAGCACGCGAAUGUUGCCCCACUCCGAGCUUAUUACUAUUCCAAGGAUGAAAAGCUUCUAGUUUACAACUACAUGCGAACUGGCAGCUUCUCUGCACUCUUGCACAGUAACAGAGGAACAGGAAGAAAUGCACUGGAUUGGAAUGCAAGAGUAAAGAUCUGCCUUGGUGCUGCAAGAGGCAUUGCCCACAUUCAUUCUCUAGGAGGUGUGAAAUGUGUCCAUGGUAAUGUCAAGGCCUCCAAUGUGCUCCUUACACCUGAUCUUGAUGGUCUCAUGUCAGACGUUGGCUUGACUCCACUAAUGAACUUCCCUGCAACUAUAUCUCGAACCAUUGGAUACCGAGCUCCUGAGGUGAUUGAAACACAAAAAUUGAAUCAAAAAUCUGACGUUUUUAGUUUCGGAGUUGUACUUCUCGAAAUGCUGACAGGUAAAGCCCCACUUCAAGCUCCAGGGCGUGAUGAUGUCGUUGAUCUGCCAAGAUGGGUGCGGUCUGUGGUCAGAGAAGAAUGGACAGCUGAGGUGUUUGACGUUGAGCUAAUGAAGUACCAAAACAUUGAAGACGAAAUGGUGCAGAUGCUUCAGAUUGCGUUGGCAUGUGUUGCGAAAGCGCCAGACAUGCGUCCUACAAUGGAUGAAGUUGUGAGAAUGAUGGAGGGGAUUCAACAUUCUGAGUCGAAAAACCUGCCCUCUUCUGAGGCUGAAUCUAAUGCACAAACCCCAUGAGAGUUCUGAAUUUGUCCUUAGGAAUCAAACAUAUAGGGUAUUUUGUGAUAUUUACGCAUUCAUAUUUAUCUGCCAAUCAAGUACAAAUGUAGAUUGUUAUCAUUGUCGAUGCAGAUCAAUCUUCGGAAAACAAGCUUCCUUUUCUGUGCUCA
This is a messenger RNA of Jatropha curcas, 2671 nucleotides long. RefSeq names its product Leucine-rich repeat protein kinase family protein (gene RUL1). Gene Ontology annotation, biological process: protein phosphorylation. NCBI's taxonomy places the organism in Eukaryota, Viridiplantae, Streptophyta, Magnoliopsida, Malpighiales, Euphorbiaceae. The record is from RefSeq and is a predicted model, not a curated record. Gene Ontology annotation, molecular function: protein binding; protein kinase activity; ATP binding.